Messenger RNA from Camellia sinensis, 2345 nucleotides. NCBI's taxonomy places the organism in Eukaryota, Viridiplantae, Streptophyta, Magnoliopsida, Ericales, Theaceae. The record is from RefSeq and is a predicted model, not a curated record.
UGCUAAUACUAAUGCUAAUAUAAGCCCACCCCCAUAAUUAAUUAAACACUCCACCAUUUGCUUCUCUGUACUACUCUCCCUUAUUCUCUCUCUCUAUCUCUCUCUCAAUCAAACAAUGCCCUCAAUUUCUAUACUUGGUUUCAGUUAACCUACGCACCCCCGGCGCAUGAUAUGGAGGGGUCGUCCAUUGUAUCCAAAGCUAGGACCGCCUUUCAUUCUGCGGCGGCUAAGGCGGAGAGAGUCUUCACGGACAUUACAAAAUCUGAUUCCUCAACCGAUCGUGGAAAUGUCUAUAUUGAUUCAAUCGGAGAAGUUUCUGAUAACAAAUCCCCCAAGACCCCUAAUUCCGAUUCUCCGAAUACCUCCUGCGAGUCAAAGAGUCACCAUGAAGUUGAAUACUGUACGAGGAAACAGGUUCCAUUAAAGACAAAGCAAGAUUGGCAUGAGAGAUUGAAGAACAUUAGAAUAAGGAAAAAAGGUGUUGAAGAUUUUGAUAAAGCUGGAAAUCCAACCAUGUCAUUUGCAAUUUUUGAUGAAAACUUGUACCUUAUGAGCAUGACCAAUGUUUCUGAAUCAAAGGGUUCAGAAACAGGUUCCUUGCCAGAAUGUUUGAGCAACAGUAGUAUUAUUCCUCCAGCAUCUGUCAUGAAGCUAUUGGCUAUAGCUGUUGAUUUUUGUCUGGACUCCUUCAGGGCAGGAAAGAAGUUUAACUCAGUGAAAGAUCUUCUAGCAUCAUCCAGAGGUUCUUCGCCUGUGAGGGAGAGGGCCAUCUCUGCAGUGAAGUCAUUAGUGCUACGUGAAAAGGAAGAAAAUUUCUCAACUGAGUUUGGUGGUGAUGAGAAACUUCUUUCUCUGAUAAAUUUACUGCUUGAUGCAGAAGGACAAUUUCCUGGUAGGAAGAUUGGCACUGAUUCAGAUAUACCAACAAACAUGACAUCUUUGCCAAAGGAUAUCCAUGGUGCUCCUCCAGAAAGCUUUGUUGUUAGACUUUCUGAAGUCAUUGGAACCUUUAAAACCCUACGGAAAAUGGCAUUCUUUUGGUACAAGGUUGUUAGCGAACUGAGAAGACUUUGGUCUGAAGGGCAAUAUGUUCCUGGCAUCCCUCCUGACAAUAUUCCAGACUUAAAUUCAUGUCUUAUCUAUCAGAAAUUACAGGUUAUCAACUGUUGUAUUUCCAGAAAAAGGCGCCGCGACAUUGCCACAGAGUCAUUAGAAUCUGUAAUUAGGCAAGCUAGUUCAAACGUUGAAGAAUCAGCUGUUUCUGAAGGCACCGUUCCUGUGACCCCUGUUUUGUAUGCUAGAAUUAGCACGGGGGAACUUGUUCUCCGACUAGGAACUGAUAAACAAUCUGACAAUUUAACAAUGCUGGAAAAUGGGGAACCUGUUUAUACCCCUGAUAUGCAGGAAGGACCGUUGCUUACAGAAGAUCUUAUCAAAGAAACAGAGGAGCUUGUGUUACGAACAGGGAGUCUUGGUGCUGGGUGUUCACAACUCCUCUCGGAUAUGCAGGCUUUUAAGGCUGCAAAUCCAGGUUGUAUUUUGGAAGAUUUUGUAAGGUGGCAUUCCCCACCUGAUUGGACAGAAAUGGAGCCGAGUGGUGACGCUGAAGUCACAUCUAAUGAUGGUGAUUUAUUGUCUACCAAAGGUCAACUAAGUAGUCGAAUGCAGAAGGAAGGUAAUUUGUGGCGUGAAUUGUGGGAGACAGCAAAGCCAGUACCAGCUGUUAAACAAGCACCCCUCUUUGAUGAGGACUUGGCUGUGGAAGGGAUUCUGAAUGACUUGGAGGAUAUUCCACCUUCCGAGCUUUUUGAACAAUUGUUUGUUUCUCUUCUGGGUUGCGGAUUUGUAAUUGCUGAGGAGAAACUCUCCACAAACAAUAAUUUAUCGAAGCUGUUCUGUGAGUGCAAAGACUACAUUAUAACCACUUGUCAAGGCAGUGUCUGGACUGAGAAAAUUGAUGACAUAUGCCAGGUCUAUGAAACAGUGGAGAUGAUGAUACUCAAGCCAGAGGAAGCUGUAAAGAUGAUAAAGCAGCCUGAGGAAACCACCACCACUGCAGGUGAACCAAGACGCCGGUUCAAAAGGCUUAGCGUCAUCUUUGGCAGCAAAGAUAGGCACUCGGGUAAACCAGCAUUGAAAGACCAGAAGAAUGGUGAAGAUAACGCAACACGCCAAUCAUUCUCAUCCAUAUUUUCAAAGAAGCCUCCUAGGCCUGAUGCCCCAUCCUCGGCUGAAAAACCAGUUUGUUCUGUUGAAAAUGAUUGGACAGUCGUUUAAAUGUGCUCAAUUUCACUUGUAAAUGUAAAUUGUUUUAGAACAACAGCUCAGGGUUGACAUUUGUUUGA